UGGCAAAAUCAACUCCUCGAGCAAUCGUAUCUACUUAUUAUCAGCGUCAGAGCAAUUCAACCCCGGAUUAUGUGUUGAACUCCGCCCACCUACCUAUAACCGUAGACGAGCUUGUAUCGACAGAUUCACUUAUUUACGCAUCAUGUUAUUCUAUCAUAUAUAUUACGACCGCGUAUAUGAUGACAAGUCCAUAAUAUUAUCGUGAGUGUCAUACAUUUUAAAGCGCUAGUAGAUUUUCGACGAUUUAUUAUUUUUUUUAUCCAAACGCCCAAUGUGGUCUUAUUUGAAUCGUCAAGAAUUUUCAAUACAGUAAAUCAGUAGACGCAAUUUUUGGUAGUGUACGAGUAUUUAAUUUCAUAUAACCGGGCAUCGUUCGCCGUAUACAAUAUCGGUGUUUAUUCUCACCGGCUGUCAUCCUGACAUAAAGAAAUUCCUUGGCGGUAUACAUACAUUAUUUAAAUACAACCGCGUAAAAUAUAGUCCAAAGGAACGAUCGUUGAAAGUGCUGAGAACAAAUAAUUUAUAAUAUUAUUAUAAAAAUCAGAAUGUCGAUCACGAUCUCCGUCGGAUUGCUCGCGAUACUGUUAGCCAUCCGAUCAUCCGAUGGGCAAUUCGAACCCACAGCCGCUGUCGCUGAUGGUCUGCCGGGACCGUGGAUAUCCGAGCUGUUUUACCAGGCACUCGCCAACUUCACCGUUCGGAACGUCGGCAACUCCGCUUGUCGAAUCCAAUCUGACUUGUACGACAGACAUUUGCGGAACCACACCAGUUGGGCGGUCAGAAUGGCAGAGUCCUGGGACCGAUAUCCGAUCGGCAUACUAGCGGGCAACACAUACCACAUGGGAAAUUACGACGAAUGCGUGGACGUACGUUAUCCAGUGAUUGGACAAUAUUGUUUGUCUGAAAUAAAACUAAUACCUCCGACGGGUAGAGAUUACAAUUUCAACAGAACGGAAGAUCUAGACGAUUUCGGCAACAAAAAUGCGUGGAAAACAGUACUCGGAUGGGGCAAUUAUCCUGACCAAGUGCAACGAAACAGUUUGAAUUUAGGAAUAUGUAUUCCAAAUUCUUGUUCGGCAUUAGAUCUACAAACAUCGUUGCAAAACAAACUAGACGCAGUAUUUGCGCCAGAGGAAUUCAAAACCGUCGUAAGAGUAGACCCGAUUAUGUGCACUGUCAAAGGAGACAUGUAUCCUCACGACACGCCGUACUACUUGACCAGCACGUUAUUUUUACUGAUAUUUUUGAUUUGUUGCGGCACAACCUUCUACCAUUUUAUUAGAAUAUUAAACUGUACAAAUUCAAAAGAAACCAGUGAAGGUUUAAAUUCAUUUUGCAAAAUAUUUUCUUUUAUUGAAUCAAUCAAAGCAUUGUUAAAAUACGAUAAAGACAACGAACUGAACGCAUUGUAUGGUUUUAAAGUUUUAACGAUGUUGGCCGUUUUAUUGGGUCACAGAUUAUUUUAUUUGUUAGGUAAUCCUAUGAGUAACCCCAAACUUGUCGAAAGUAUAUAUCUCAGCGGGCCAAAUAUUAUAUUGACUAGUACGAAUUUGGUUGAUCCAUUUUUUUUCAUGAGUGGUAUCCUAAUGCAGCUAACUAUUUAUAAGUCAUGUCAAAAAGUAAAAUCCGGAUCGGUUUUGAAAAAAAUCACAUCGCCUAUUAUCCACCGAAUUUCCAAAAUGUUACCGGCGUAUUGCGCAAUGAUGGCAAUCACUGCGCAUAUCGUACCCCACCUAGGAGAUGGACCGCUGUGGCCACAGAAAACAUGGAACGAAGCAGAAAUUUGCAAAAAUUAUUGGUGGACCAAUCUGUUGUUCAUAAGCAAUUUAGUCGAUAUUAAAUAUGAAUGUCUCAUAGUAAGCUGGUACGUGUCAUGUGACGUUCAGUUUUUUAUAAUUGGAGUCAUAAUCCUUUACGUUUACACUAAGAAUACCAAAUACGGAAUCGGAUUACUCGGUACAAUACUGAGUUUAUCGGUAACCAUACCGUUUCUAGUAACGAUUUUGUCGAGAAUAGACGGAAUAGAUAAAAUGCAGCUUCCAUUUUUAGAAAAUUUAAGAAUUUUCAUAUCUUUAAAUAAGUCAUAUAGAUUGAGUUACAUGCGAGCAACUCCUUUUUUCUGUGGUUUAGCCGCGGGCUUUAUCGUGGACAAGUUGAGGAAAAAUAAAUUUAAAUUUUCACAAAUGACAGUAUACUCCGGAACAUUCGUUGUUUUCAUGAUUUGUAUUUGUGUUCAGCUUUACGGUGCCAGAUUCUACACUCGACAGAUACCUUAUUAUCCCUUGGAACAUGCUUUAUACUCAAUUAUCAGUCAUUGUACGUGGACGGUACCAAGUAUGUGGGUUGCCGUUUGCCACUUAACGUCUGGAUAUGGACCCCUUACAAUCUUAUUUAACAAUAAACUAACUGUGAUUUUGGGAAGACUCUCGUACUCUGUUUUUUUGGUGAAUCUCACUGUCAUGAUGAUGUCACAAAGUUCACAAAGAAUGCCAGUUUACUUCUCGGCAAAAUCAGUGAUCGAUGCUUGGAUCUAUGAUACAGUUAAGAGUUAUCUGAUGGGCUUAGCGUUAUACUUGGUUGUCGAAGUGCCGUUUGCUAAACUGAUUAAACCAUGGAUUUAACAAGAAUAAACAUUAUAAUCGUUUUAUCAUGUUUAAAUAAAUCAGUUCGUGGUUUAGAAGAGUACCUAUGAUCGCAUUUUUCAAUGGAGCACUACAUUGAAAAUCUCAUCAUAAAUACUGAGCCUUUGAAGGAAAAAUAUACAUUUAAUUUAUAACAACUGUAGUUAAGUGUUAUUAAAAAAAAUAAUUGAUUACUUACAGCUAGUGUUUACAUUGUACACUGCAUGUUUAUUUAUUUUUUUGUUAACCACUUUUUUAAGUUGGUUUGACCUAAACUAUUAUUUGUAUAAUUUUAUUUUAUUUAAAAUAUUUUGUUUUCUAUCAUUAAUUUAAAUAAAUUAUCAUAUAAUAUGUAUAAUAAAAAUUGAUCAUAUAGUAUAUGAUACAUAUUAUGUACACA
Rhopalosiphum padi (bird cherry-oat aphid) is the source of this 3021-nucleotide messenger RNA. Its product is annotated as nose resistant to fluoxetine protein 6-like. The transcript has 13 exons. NCBI's taxonomy places the organism in Eukaryota, Metazoa, Arthropoda, Insecta, Hemiptera, Aphididae. Bases 546 to 2621 code for a protein of 691 amino acids. The record is from RefSeq and is a predicted model, not a curated record. Gene Ontology annotation, molecular function: acyltransferase activity, transferring groups other than amino-acyl groups.